AUUGCAGUUGGCCGGGUUGGCUGCACCGUCCGGCCAGCACGGCGACUGCACGGCCGCAGUACGACAGCGGCCGUGGGGCCGGUCUGGUGCGGCGCGGCGCGGUGGCAGAGCUAGCCGUGCACUGUGCGGGCUGAUCGAAGUGGCAGUGCCACUGUGAGUGACUGAACUACCAUGUAGCUCGGUGAACGUGGCAAACUCGCUGAUCCGGUUUGUAAUGAGCAGCUUGAUGACUCGAUGCUCAGUGCCCACCUCAUUUAUCAUCCGCAUUAAUGUGAAGCAUGGUUUUGAUGGGUGACGGUGUUUUGACAAGACGUCAAGAUGAUUGACAGAUGUCUGCAGACCCGUCAACGUUGAUGUUAACAUUGUGUUGACAGGUGGUCAGAGUCUUUUGAUCGUGUUGACGUGCGGCUCGUGACAUAAGACAAACAUUGUCCAUGAUGAUGAGUGGCUGCCGAAAGGUCGUAACCACUGAGGACAUGUGUGUCACUGCUUCUGUGAAGCCCCGUCUGAGGGCGAUGCCCUUAUCCGCGCUGUCCAUGGCACUAUUGGUGGUGAUGACCGUGGUGACCCCAGGUCAGGUCAGCGGUCUAAUCCCGCCCCGGUAUGACAUGGCUCAGACACGCUGGUGGGAGAAGUCUGCCGUAAGACCAGCGGCGUCUCCACAGCAGACUACCAGCUACCGCGUGUACAAUAGCGCCGGGCCCCUGCCGCCCUACUCAUUCGGCGUCGGCUCUAAGCCGUCCUGCCGCUCCAACUCCAACUGCGCCAGUUACCGAGCUCCGUCAGCGUUUCCGGGACCCAGCACGGUGGCGGAGUAUGCUGAUUCGACCAACACAGCCGGUCCCAGGCCUCCGGCGGAGUUCCAGAUCAACAGUGUCGGUCCAAAGCCGACCCCGGGCUAUCAGCCGGCAGUCAACACGGCCGGGCCCAAACCUCCCCGGGACCCGGCGCACAACAGCGUCGGGCCGAAAAUGCCACCGUUCGUCUCAAACAGUGUCGGUCCCAAGCUGCCUCCGGGAUACACACAGCCGUCGAGCGGCGGCGGAGGUCAAACGCCGCCCUCCAGCUCUCAUGCCACCACCGGUGUCGGCCCAAAGCCCCCGCGAGGCUACACGUUCUCAGCAGGACCAAAGUUGGGCAGGAAUCUGUUGUUACCGACCACGCCUGAGCCGAGCUCCGUGGCACGGGCGUCAGUCCGCGGACCGGGCAGCGCGUCGGCCCACGCUCACGCCCAGGCGCACGUUCACGGGCGCGGACAGGACGGGUCGAGGGCACGCGCACACGCCCACGCCCAGGCUGGACACAGGAAAACAUGGGAACAUUUCGAAAAGGAGGUUAAAGCAGCCGGCAGACUCAAGUCCAGCACUACGUUAGCCAGCGGCCCUCCAUGCGACGACUCCUGUCCCGAGUACCAAGUAGUGUCCCGUAACGCGCGGUACGAGGUACGACUGUACCCGGCCAUCGUCUGGGUCAGCUACGUAACGGCAACAGAGAACCGUCUACUGGCAGAGAUGGAGGCGCAAGCCGGGAUAGAGGACUACCUGGAGGGCGACAACAGCCGCGGCACUAACCUGCGUCGAGGCUACCCGACGCUGACCCAGCUGCAGUUUUCGCCGGGUCGCAGCUCCGGUCGGCAGCCCGGUGGCGAUUUCAGCGUCUCCGUGCCGCUCCUGGCCGAGACGGACCCACCCCGGCCCAGUACAGAUCAGGUGGUCCUGGACUCGGUCGACCAGCAGCGAGUGUUCGUCAUGAGCUUCAGGGCACGACCCUGGAAACUCACCGACCGGUCAUUGCGCAUGCGUACAAGGAGGUUCAGUCGCCGACUCCGGCGACAUGGCCAGACGUUCCUCGACGAAUAUUUCUACCUGGCAAAGUACAAAGAGUCCAGCUCGGAGCACCGCUCCUACUACGAGAUCUGGCUGUACGGGACUCCACACGAGAGCACCCAUCGGUUCCGGCCGAUGGGAAAGCGCCUUCUGGACCGGCGCAGCAACCUCACCAUCGCCACCAUGCGCAGACUGUGUCGAGGCCGCGAAUGUCCUCGGUUUGAGGUUCUCGGCGAGUUUCCCGACGGAAUCCAGAAGCGGCACUAUUAUAACGCGGCGUUCGCCACCUCACGUCUGGACCGGUGUGAGUCGAGCUUAUCGGUUGUGUGGAGUGGACUUCUGCCGCUGCACCUUUACCGGGAAGGGAUCAACACGCACCUGGAGCGUAUCGAGCCCACCCGGCCGGCCGGCGUACUGCGAGUCUGGCGGGAGGAGGCGUCCAACGGCACCUCCGUCUGUCACAUGACGGUGAUGGUAUACCUGCCGCGGCGUCUGCACCGCAGUCCGCCCAACACCGGCGUACACGCACCAACCGUCGGUCUCAGCUACAUCCACGAGCUGACCGUCUACGUACAGACGGCCGGUGACCUCGACCUGGGGUCAGAUCACCUGGACCGUCACGUGACCGAGUUCCACAUGCGCCUGGACGAGCUCGGCCUCUGCUACAAGAGCGACGAAUACUUCAUAGCCGUGUAUGACGAUGUGCAGCGCUACCACGGACGAAUGAACGAGCUGUGGACGGUAGCUCAGCGGUGUCCACAGCCGCAGGAGCAGGACGCUCUGUGAGCUGUGCCUGAGGAAACUGUACAGCUCCGUGAUCUGGAUACUCUGUGAACUGUGAACUGUGGGCGGGUAUUGACACUGGAGUGUGUACACGGUCCACAGUGACAUGAGGGACGUCACUCUGUGAGCCAGCUUGUCGGUUGUCGGAAGUGAAAUUCGCUGUCCUGGAUGUGUAAUGUGUAUUGAGGCUCUGCUGUCGAUGGAUGCUGGAUAAACUCUGGUGACUGGUCGGCCUGGAGUGAUGAAGGAAUAGGUUGAUGUCCGCAUGGGAUGGGAUCUGGAGGUGAUAAAACUAAUCCAUUAAUAUAGUCACUUAGUUUUUAAACUACACAAACUACUCCUGUAUAGUUCCUUCAGCUUUUACAUGAUAAAGAAGUAACGAGUCAUACCUACGUAAUGUAUGAAUUAUGAUCAAAUAACCGCAGGUUGUUUGAAAAUUUACAACACUAUUCGCUGGAAUUGUUUUUUUUUAUUGUAUGACCGAAGCUGAAGAGUGCUCCGAAGCCAGUUGAAUUAGUGAGAUUAUCUGGACACGAUUGUGGAUGAAUUUAAAUCGUAAAAUGUUGAUGAGACUGAUCGGUUUGCUCUGAUGACUGGUUUGCUUUGAUGCCACUGAUGAUGUUGCGAUGAGGCUGUAGCGUUGCCGGCAUACAUUGAUGGCCGCUACUUGUGGUCAUCUUAUUACGGUACGCAUGGCGACAUAUGGUGGCGUUGAGGGUAUUUGGACUUAUGAAUGUUGAUGGGCUUGGCUGAAACGUGUGACAUUGUGAUUGGUGAAGCUAGGUGCAUUGCUGAACUGACAGGGUGUGUUCAAGUUGGUAGUAGGUAAGACCCGCUGUUUGUCAUACGAUGACUUCUUUAUGUGGUAGGUAUAGGUAUGGUAGGUAAAUAUAAUAACUGGCGUGGCACAAACGAAUGCAAACAAUAAAUGAAGAUAUUACUUGGUAACA
This is a messenger RNA of Amphibalanus amphitrite, 3559 nucleotides long. RefSeq lists its product as uncharacterized. The transcript is spliced from 8 exons. NCBI's taxonomy places the organism in Eukaryota, Metazoa, Arthropoda, Thecostraca, Balanomorpha, Balanidae. The record is from RefSeq and is a predicted model, not a curated record. The coding region runs from base 435 to 2612 and encodes 725 amino acids.